Drosophila guanche is the source of this 1749-nucleotide messenger RNA. Its product is annotated as amidophosphoribosyltransferase. The coding region runs from base 109 to 1740 and encodes 543 amino acids. The transcript is spliced from 2 exons. NCBI's taxonomy places the organism in Eukaryota, Metazoa, Arthropoda, Insecta, Diptera, Drosophilidae. The record is from RefSeq and is a predicted model, not a curated record. Gene Ontology annotation, biological process: purine nucleotide biosynthetic process; purine nucleobase biosynthetic process. Gene Ontology annotation, molecular function: amidophosphoribosyltransferase activity.
AUAUUGCGCUUGAUCGGACACCCACAAAUAAGGUGCGCGUGCGAAGCGUGCGAAGAAUUUUCGUGUAUAAAACCGUUGCAUAAAUCAACAGCCAUCGGCAGCAACAACAUGUCGACGCCACCAGAGCAGCAACAACAUGUGCGCGGGGAAGCAGCGCAACAAGUGGAAGCUGCCUCGGCAUUGACUGCACUGCCCACGUCCAUUGCUGAGAGCAAGGAGCUAACCGGUUUGACGCAUGAAUGUGGAGUGUUUGGGGCCAUUGCCUGUGGCGAUUGGCCCACGCAGAUGGACAUUGCGCACGUGAUUUGUCUGGGCCUGGUGGCGCUGCAGCAUCGCGGCCAGGAGUCGGCUGGCAUCGCCACCAGCGAGGGAAAGAGCUCAACAAACUUCAACGUCCACAAGGGAAUGGGCAUGAUCAGCACCCUCUUCAACGACGACUCGAUGAAGAAGCUGCGCGGCAACUUGGGCAUUGGGCACACUCGCUACUCCACCGCCGGUGGCUCAGGGGUGGUCAACUGCCAGCCCUUUGUGGUGCACACGGCCCAUGGUGCCAUGGCACUGGCUCACAACGGUGAGCUGGUCAACAAUGAAUCUCUGCGGCGCGAGGUAUUGGCCCGUGGUGUGGGUCUUUCCACCCACAGCGACAGCGAGCUGAUUGCCCAGUCGCUGUGCUGUGCACCCGAGGAUGUGUCCGAGCUGGACGGCCCCAACUGGCCGGCCAGAAUCAGGCACUUCAUGAUGCUGGCUCCACUCUCCUACUCGCUGGUCAUCAUGCUUAAGGACAAGAUCUACGCGGUGCGCGACACCUAUGGCAAUCGGCCUCUGUGUAUUGGAAAGAUUGUGCCCAUCAACGCGGGCCACGGCAACAGCUCGGAGACCCCGGCCGAUGGCUGGGUGGUGUCGAGCGAAAGUUGCGGCUUCCUCUCGAUCGGCGCCCGCUAUGUGCGCGAAGUGGAGCCUGGCGAAAUCGUGGAGCUGACACGCAGCGGCUACCGCACUGUGGACAUUGUCGAGCGUCCGGACUUCAAGCGCAUGGCAUUCUGCAUUUUCGAGUACGUCUACUUUGCCCGCGGAGACAGCAUCUUCGAGGGCCAGAUGGUAUACUCUGUGCGCAUGCAGUGCGGACGGCAGCUGUGGCGUGAGGCUCCCGUCGAGGCGGAUAUAGUGAGCUCGGUGCCAGAGUCUGGCACAGCGGCGUCCCAUGGCUAUGCCCGCGAAUCUGGACUGGAGUUUGCCGAAGUGCUUUGCAGGAAUCGAUAUGUGGGACGCACCUUUAUUCAGCCCUCCACACGACUUCGCCAGCUGGGAGUGGCCAAGAAAUUCGGUGCUCUGUCGGAGAAUGUGGACGGAAAGCGCCUGGUCCUCAUCGACGACUCCAUUGUGAGGGGCAACACCAUUGGGCCGAUUAUCAAGUUGCUGCGCGACGCUGGGGCCCGCGAGGUACACAUUCGCAUUGCUAGCCCCCCACUGCAAUAUCCCUGCUACAUGGGUAUCAAUAUACCCACGCGCGAGGAGCUGAUUGCCAACAAGCUGAAUGCCGAUCAACUGGCCCGCCAUGUGGGCGCCGACAGCUUGGCUUAUCUGAGUGUCGCCGGUUUGGUGCAGGCUGUGCAGCUGAAACAGCAGUCGGCCGAUGUGGGCGAUGGAGAUGGCAAGGGCAAAGGCAAGGCCAUGGGUCAUUGCACCGCCUGCCUCACCGGCGAGUAUCCAGGCGGCCUACCCGACGAACUCAGCUGGUGAUCGAUGGAU